This is a messenger RNA of Agrilus planipennis (emerald ash borer), 3808 nucleotides long. RefSeq lists its product as uncharacterized. The transcript is spliced from 8 exons. Bases 181 to 3291 code for a protein of 1036 amino acids. NCBI's taxonomy places the organism in Eukaryota, Metazoa, Arthropoda, Insecta, Coleoptera, Buprestidae. The record is from RefSeq and is a predicted model, not a curated record.
AAUAGUACUGUGAAAAAAAUGAAUUGUUAACAAGUCGAGAUUUUUCGUUAAUUUAUGUAUGUAUUGCAAUAUUCAUAGAAUAUUAAACAAUGUUGAACGUUGUAUUUGUAUGUGUACCAUAAAUGUGACUAUAGAGAAAUAAAAAAAUUGGAAAACAACAAGAAAACAAGUUGCAAAGAAAUGAACUAUAACAAGCAUUUAUGGUUAAAAAUUACAAAUGCACGAACAGCAGCUUUUACUAUGCGGCCAACUCAAAAGAAAAAGGAUAAAACCAGACCUAGGGUGAAUAGUGGUUGUGUUGCAAGUAAUACAAGAUCAAAAACCAAUAAAACUAAUAUAGGUGCAGUGAAUGUUAAAAAUAACCGUAAAAAAAGUAAGAAGAAGCUGCAAAAGAAAAAAACAUGUGUAAGAAAGUGUGUACAAGAUACAAAUCAUAUUGAUAGAAAUGGUACACAAAAUAUAGAAACCAAAAGUGAUUUAUUGGUUGUAGAAGAUGCUUGUGCUACGAAGAAAGAAAUUCCGAAAAACUCGGAAGAUGGUUCUGAAACGACUACUCCAGUGGCGGGUAUUUCCACGGAAAAAAUUUAUAAAACGGAAAAACUGAUUACAAAAACGAUAGAUGCAGCAUCAGAUAAGAAACCAAAUGUUAGGAAAAAAGAACCGUGUGGUUUUAUUUAUGACGAUUCGUAUAAAAAUCUAAAAAUCAAACAGCUGCUUAAAAUAAAAAAUAAAAAAAACGCGCUAUCUAACAGGAAGCGUUUAAAAAAUACAAAAGAUCCACCUGGCGACGUUAAUAAUCUCCAAAAUAAUUCAAAAAGCAAUGGAUUAGCAGAAGAAAUAGAAGAUUCGGUAGUGGAUAAAUUACCAAAUAUCGUUAUACAGAGAAAUUUUUCGAAAAAUGCAAGUGGCUGUGACAGUAAAAGAAGAAUUUGUAAAGUUUGGUUGACCAACCUUCCAGAUAAACAGAAUAAUAGUAAUAAUAGUAUUUCCGAAAAUUUUCCUGAUAACGAUGUGAUUGCAAACGAAAUUAAACAACCUCCAAAAAAUGACUUCGAAUCAGGCAAUUCGUCAGAUUCAGGGUUGAAAGAAGAAAAAAUUACCAACAUUAUAAAUGGCUUUAUAGAUUACACAAAUUUGUCGGACGUUGAAUCUACAACGACGUUUUCGAAUUUAUCUCCCAAUUCAAACUGUGCUUUAUGUGUCGAAGUUCCUAACGAAAAAAAUAUAAUCCAAAAAACAGACCACGGUUCCGAAACGAAUCCGUUUGUGAAAUAUCGUCUCGAAUCGUGCAAUUUUAACAUAAAAAUUACGAGAACGUUGCAGGGGGUAUCGAUGGCGUCAGCAUCAUCCCGCGUAUGUAAGAAACGCUGGACUCUUAAUCACUUUUUUAAAUUACAAACUACUAUAAUUCGGGUUACGUCGAAAGAUUCAAUUUUUUGUGAUGCAAUGUUAGAAAAAGACGAUGCGAUUAAAGAAAAUAAGGUAACCACGAAAUGCGUGUUGGAUACGGAAAAUUCACAAACGUCCGCGUCAUCAUCGCCACACAACUUCCUUCUACCCUUAUUACCUCCAUCAAAACGUCCUCCAACAAGGAGAUCGGUUACCAUUACUACUACAAAAAAUACUGAAGAUUGCAAUCAUUCGAAAACGCCUCCCCCAGAAGAUGAUGUCAUUUCAUUAUUCGCUUGUUCUGUCGUCUCCAGUCCAGAAAUGGAUCCCGAAUAUUCAGAUGAUAAUUUAGACAAAAAUGUGACCGAUAGUUCUAAAAAUAUCGAAGAGAACAUAAUUGCACCAUCUACUAAUUCAAAUUAUAAUAUUAAAGAAAUAAUUCAUUCGAAAAGUAACAGUAGCCCUGAAAAGCAUGAAAAAGAAGAACCAAUGCAUAACCGACCCCCUUUAAGAUUAAUGACGUACAAUUAUAUUCCGGACAUUUUUAGAGGAGUUUGUUAUCAUUAUUUUGCCAAAAAGAAUUGCAGACGCAAGCCCUACUGUACACGAUUGCACGGUCUUUAUCCGAACACGGAGGAGAGUAUCUUAAAUUUAUCAUACGAAGAGCUACAGAAUGUGUAUAAUUUCACUAAAGGAAAAAUAGUUUACAAAGAGACAUUUCCUUUUUUUAUAAAUGCUUACGUGAAACACAAAAAAAUACUCGACCUCGUAAGUAUCGUUAGAGACGCUGUCGACCAGGAUAUGUUCGAACGAAGCCCAUUCGUUGAAAAAAUAGUUGAAGCUAUUCAAAGCAUCGGAUACAGUUUUCAUCAGGCGAUUGAAGAAAUAAUCACGAUAUUGGGCAUAACGAAUUUAAAUAUCUGCCUGUCAGACAUUCUUAUAAAUAUAGUGGUACGAUCAAGUGCAAAUCUGGAAGUCGAUUGGCCAUUAAUAAAAAAAUUGACGAAAUAUAGAACUGACAGACUUGAUCACGGGGUCGUUGAAGACAUCAUUCGUAUAUGUGUUAAAUUCAAAAAUGUUCAGUUGUGCCUUAACACUUUCCGUGAUAUAUUGAAUACUCAAUUAGUUAACUUGGAACAGUUGAAUUUUGAAUUCCUACAAAAGUUUGUCCUCAUUUUGCGUCAAUUAAAUUUUAUCCAAGAGUCCAAAAUUUUAGCCGGGAAGGCUAAGAUUCCGUUGAAUGAUGAUGACGUUGUCAAUGAUAUGAAUGACGUCUCUUCUGAAAAAUGUUUAAAAGAGAACGAUGUUUAUCAGUUAAAAGAAAAUGUUUCAUUUAAAAGUUUCUCUGAGGGUGAACACAUGUAUGAGAAUUCUUACGAAUUCGAUGAACUGGGUGCAAACAUGUCCUAUUCAGAGGCAGAAACGAGCACGCCAAACUGCUGUGAUACGAUAGUACCUAAUAAUGGUGCACCUAGUGAAGUUAGCUGCUCAUCGAAAAAUAUUUCUGCGAAAGUAAUCUCAAGCUUGGCUAACGUUAUUAAGGAUAAGGACGUGUCGAAAUUUUUGGGUAUCCUGGAACAGUACAAAUCUGAAAAUUAUGUUGAAUCGUUUGUACUCAACGUAGUUAAAUUAUUGGAAAAAGAAGAUCUGCGCGAUGUGUAUAAAAUGAUGGCUAAACUUUUCAAUACUAUUUCAAUUGACAAAUACAAACAUCGAUUCUGGUUCGAAUCUCACGCUAGGUAUUUGAUAGAGACUUUAUCGUUUAAUGUCAUUGCACUUUUUGAUCGUACGAAAUCGUGGAAACAAGCGGCCAAUAUAAUAAAGAGGUUUUCCAACGAUUACGUCAAUUUUACGAAAGCAAAGACAUCUGGCAAUAUUAUAACGAUUUAUUGGUGGCUCUGAUGAAUAACCAGCAAUAUAACGAUAUUUUAGAUAUGUUAGACGAUAUUUUAAAGGGCUGGAAUUUAAAAAUGAAAAAAGACGUUUUUAGAGGCUUGCUUAUUAUCCUUUUACGAUUGCCUGAUGUGGAUCCUUUCAAAAUUAUGACACUGUACGUGUGCGCAAGCAAACGUGGCUUCUAUAAGCUAUACACCGGAAAUGAGAAGGAAAUUAUUCUUAAAACGGACAUGUUAUACGAAGAAAUAUAUUUAAUAUUGCAUAUGUUUUUUUGUAAAAAAGCUUCAUGUGAUUCGUUAGUUUCUGAUGAUUUGUGUUUGAAAUUGCAAUUGCCUGAAGUGGUGGACGAGAGACCGUCUUUGUUAAUUAACUCUAACGUGAGCAUAAACGAUUUUCGAAUUAAAAUAUACCGAGUGUUGGCCGCAGCAUUUUAUCAUCCCGUUUGUGUCGAGGAGACGCCCGAAAUGUUUUCCAUAACUAUUGCGAAGAAGCAAUUGGAAAUAUUAUUACGUUUUUAUAAAAA